Clunio marinus is the source of this 1341-nucleotide messenger RNA. The record is from the annotation of a GenBank genome assembly. Lineage: Eukaryota; Metazoa; Arthropoda; Insecta; Diptera; Chironomidae.
AUGCCGUUUACUAAAAAAAAUUGUCACAAUACGUCACCACUUUUAGUAAAUGAAUUUAAAAAUAAAAAGUUCAGCAAAAGUGUGAAAGAUUUCUUCCCAAAUAAAUUUGGAAAUCUUCAUGGAUGUGAAAUUCGUGCUGCAAUUUCGGAUGAAUCUGAGCCAGCAGUAUUUGUUGCACAUACGAAACAUAACAAACUCAAAGUCAGUGGAAGAGACAUAAGAUUACUUCAAGGUUUGUCUGAAGUCAUGAAGUUUAGUUUGAACUUUACUUAUGUUGGUCACUCAGGAUAUUUCUUUGCAAAUGGAACAUCUAAAGGUCCAUUAAAAGCUCUUCUUAAUAAAGAAGCAGAUUUGUCAAUAUCUGAUUGGUAUUUGAAGGAACAUCGAGCAGCUUUCUUUCAAAAUUCUGUUCCAUACUUCAGUGAGAAACUCGUGUUUGUUGUACCACCUGGGAAGCCUUUGUCACCGAUUGAGAAAUUGAUUUAUCCGAUGACUUUGCAUGCGUGGAUUUUACUUUUAACUUGUUACUCCUUCGGUCUUGUAGUCAUCUUUGUUGUUGGUAGAUCUUCAAUUAAGUAUCAACAUUUUGUGUUUGGGCGCGACAAACAAAAACCGUACCUGAACAUGUUUGCAGCAUUUAUCGGAGUUUCUGAUCAUGCUUUACCUAAAAGGACUUUCGCAAGAUUUCUUCUCAUGAUGUUUUUAAUAUUCUCUCUCGUCAUUCGAUCAUUUUACCAAGGUUCAUUCUAUCAGCUUUUAAAAUCAAACAAACAUCAUUUAAAAGUACAAACAAUUGAUGAAAUGAUUAAAAAGGAUUUUACUUUUUAUGUUUACUCGGGAUUAUCUGACUUGUUUCAAGGAACUGAAGGGAUCAAACGAAGACUUGUGAAGAUCUCCAUAGAAGAUAAAAUUUCAUAUGCCAACAGAAUAUUAAAUAAUCCUGAAUUCCUUGGAGCUUUAGGUGAUUCAAUGACAAUGAUAGCUUUUCAUAAUCAAAAGAUGUCUGAAGACUUUCGUUAUCUCAUUUGUCAUGACGUUGUUCUCAUCGCUCCAAUUGUAAUGUACACCUUGAAGGACUUUUAUCUUCUUAAUGAAAUCAACAGCAAUAUUGAUGUCUUCACUGCAGCUGGACUUGUUGACUUGUGGCAUUAUCGAGAUAUUGAUAAACAAGCUUUAAAAAUUAAAAGUUUUGAUAAUCCAAAAGUUUUGAGUUUAAUCCAAUUGACAGGAUGCUUUCAAGUUUUAAUUUUCGGAUAUUCAAUCAGCUUAAUCAUUUUCAUGGGUGAAAUAUUAUUGCGGUCGUUUUCAAACACGACUUUAAUUAAUUACAUGGAAGCAUGA